This is a messenger RNA of Drepanopeziza brunnea f. sp. 'multigermtubi' MB_m1, 1503 nucleotides long. RefSeq lists its product as uncharacterized. Lineage: Eukaryota; Fungi; Ascomycota; Leotiomycetes; Helotiales; Drepanopezizaceae. Gene Ontology annotation, molecular function: tRNA methyltransferase activity. The record is from RefSeq and is a predicted model, not a curated record. Gene Ontology annotation, cellular component: cytoplasm. Gene Ontology annotation, biological process: cytoplasmic translation; tRNA methylation.
AUGGGGAAGUCCUCAAAGGAUAAGCGCGAUGCUUACUACAGACUCGCAAAGGAGCAAGGAUGGCGUGCACGAAGUGCUUUCAAGCUUCUCCAGCUUGAUGAAGAAUUUGAUCUUUUUGCCGAUGUAACACGAGUUGUAGACCUCUGUGCUGCUCCUGGAAGCUGGAGUCAAGUCCUAUCUCGUAUCCUAAUCAAAGGUGAAAAGUUCGGACGCGCAGCAUGGGAAGACAAGCAAGAGAAAAUACGCCAACUCCUUCUCGAAGGUACCGGAGCCGAGCCAACAAUAGCUGAAAUACAACAGAAAGAGGCAGAAGAUAGGAUGGAGAAGAAAGUGGCCCCAGAACUGAAUUCUCGGAAGGACGUCAAGAUUGUCGCCAUAGAUCUUCAGCCCAUGAGUCCACUCGAAGGCAUCAUAACUCUCCGUGCUGACAUCACACACCCUGCAACGGUACCUCUGCUCCUCCGCGCGCUUGAUCCCUCCUAUGAUCCUUCGACCAAAUCACAGCAUGCCUCACAUCCUGUCGACUUGGUCAUCUCAGAUGGUGCCCCGGAUGUUACUGGACUACACGAUCUUGAUAUCUACGUUCAAUCUCAGCUGCUCUUUGCUGCUCUAAACUUAGCAAUGUGCGUGCUACGGCCGGGUGGAAAAUUUGUGGCAAAAAUAUUCAGAGGACGCAACGUGGACUUGCUGUUCGCCCAGCUGAAGCUUUUUUUCGAAGAAGUCAUUGUUUCCAAGCCAAGGUCGAGUCGGGCGAGUAGUGUUGAAGCAUUCAUCGUGUGCUUGAACUUCAGCCCUCCUGAGGGUUUCAAAGCCAGUCUAAAGGAGCCUAUGGGGGUUGGGAAUAGACUGGCAAAGAUGGUUGCCGCUGAAAAUGAGCUCGAGCCUAUCCUAGCCUCGACCCUUCUCCAGGAUCCUGCAAAGGGGACAUGGUCUGCCAGCAAAGCCGUAUAUUCGAUCCCCAACAAGGACGGAAUUGUUGAGAUAUCUCUCCCGGAUUCUGAGUCGGAAGCCAAGAAGGAUGGUAGAUGGAUUGCUCCAUUCCUCGCUUGUGGAGAUCUCUCGGGUUUCGAUGCCGAUGCAUCUUAUCAUCUGUCGAAAGAUCACGUAUCUCUUGACCCAAUACAGCCUCCCACGGCGCCCCCCUAUAAACGUGCUCUCGAAAUGAGAAAGACUAUCGGGGGAGCUUACGGAAAGACCACAACCAUUUCCACCCCCAUACCCCCUAAUGCCGCCUCCAUCAUCCUCAUCCUCAUCCCCCUCCUCCUUAUCCGCGUCCAUCCCAUCCCAGCCCGCCUCCUCGUUUUCACUCUCGCUGACCAUCUCUACAAGUUCUACAAACUCCUUGUCCUCCGCCUCCGUCUCCACAUUCAAAUCUUAUUCAUUAUCGUAUCCGGGCCCAGGGAUCCAGCCAUCCUCCCCAUCCAGCUCAAAAGCCUUCAACUGAUCCUCUGGAUAUCCACCGGCCGAAAAGAUACUGACGUGUUUGCAACCAAAAUCGAGUAG